Messenger RNA from Frieseomelitta varia, 973 nucleotides. RefSeq lists its product as uncharacterized. The coding region runs from base 362 to 973 and encodes 203 amino acids. The record is from RefSeq and is a predicted model, not a curated record. The transcript is spliced from 4 exons. NCBI's taxonomy places the organism in Eukaryota, Metazoa, Arthropoda, Insecta, Hymenoptera, Apidae.
AGAGGAGGAGUUUUGUUUCAAAAAAACGUUUUUAUUAUAAUUAUCUAUCUUAUUAUCUGAAUUUCAGUCUCGUUGAGUUUGAUGACUAAUCGACCUACCCACUUGGCAACCGAAUUCAUGCAGAAGAUUUUUCUUGCAAAAAUGGCAUUUGGAUUAUGAAUAAAUUUUUUGACUGUUACUGAGUCUCGUUGAGUUUGAUGACUAAUCGACCUACCCACUUGGCAACCGAGUUCGUAUAGAAGAUUCUUCUUGCAAAAAUGGCUACACAAUCAAUAAACUGUUAUUGAGUUUCAGUCUCGUUGAUGACUAAUCGACUACCCACUUAGUAACCGAGUUCGUGUAGAAGAUUUUUCUUGCAAAAAUGGCUACAGGAUCAAUAAACUCUUUGACUGUCGUUGAAGCAUCCGUCAAACGUCGUCGCACGAUGCAACCGAGCAAGGAUUCCCCUUACGAUUGGGCCGCGCCAGAAAAUGCAAGAGAGUCGAAUGCACGAAGAAACGGCGUUCAACGGCCGUUGAAGAUACCGUUAGCUUUUCGAAAAGCUGAAAUCCAUCCAAAUACGUACGUGUGUCUGAAGAAAGAGACCUUGACAUCCUACGCGGGCGUCGUCACACGUCGUCCACCGGCCGAGGCGAGGUCCGCGAGGUCUUUCUCCGCGGAUAGAGUGGUGACCACGGCGGUGAUGAUACGCGGUCGGAAAGAAGAACGAACGAAGACCAGCGGGAGGAAUACAUGCUCGGCUGUGACCGGUCAUUCUAAAUUUCGUCCAAUAAGAAGCCAAGCGACGCAGGUUGCGACACGGUUGAUUCGCGUCCUUGCGGCUUGUGUUCGACCCCCGUAUACCCCCGCGACGAGCAAAUGUGGGGAAGGUGGGGAAUUUCGGCGCGGGAAGAAGAGCGGCGUCGAAGAGAAGAAUCGUGCACUUCCUGAGCCGUGGAGAGUCCACCGCAAGGUCCUGCGCCGGUGUAAUUGA